AUGGCCAGCCAAGGCCAAAUGAUGCUCAUGAUGCGCGCCUGGUGGGCCGGUGGCAUGUUUUCCAGCCAAAGCCAAACGAUGCUGAUGGUGUGCUCCUGGUGGGCCACUCCGAAGUGCUUCGAAUUUUCGCACCCGAACUGGCAGCUGACCAACAAUGACAGGUAUGCCCAGAUCGAUUUUAUUUCCGAGGUUGACUCCCUGGUGCACGGAUUUGCUGGCUACUUUCACUGCGAGCUUUAUGCAGGCCUCAGCGUGUCCAUCAAUCCGGAGUCCUACUCGGAAGGCAUGUUUUCCUGGUUUCCCAUUUACUUUCCCAUCCGCACGCCGGUGGUCUGGAAGAAGGGCGAGAAACUCGAGAGUCACUGGUGGAGAUGUUCGAACGACAGAAAG
Molecule: messenger RNA, 390 nt
Organism: Symbiodinium sp. CCMP2456
Lineage: Eukaryota; Dinophyceae; Suessiales; Symbiodiniaceae
Source: the annotation of a GenBank genome assembly